UUUUUUUUAUAUUCCAGUUUUAUAUAAAGCCUUGUCAUUGUAGCUUAUUAUUAUCUGUGCUAAAACAUGAAGGACUCUUUAACUCUAGUGGUCACUGAGGACUCAAAAACAUCACUUACUUUUGAAGUUAGUUUCAUUUUUUAAUGUUCAGCUCAAGCACGUCAGAGAUCAAUGUGCAGCUCUGUAUAUGUAUGAUAAUCUUAUCUUGUGCUCACAGUGAUGAUGAUCACGUGACCCUAAACCUCUCAUUGGUCGAAAACAAACCGCCAGCUGAACAAAAACGUCUACUGGAGAAAUACUUAUGCCUUUAUAAAUAUACAAGUAAUUGAUAAAACAUUUGUGGAUUUCUAAAGCCAGGAUGGGUAUUGGACACCCUGUGUUUUUGUGAAUUAUAUAUUUAAAGUUAAAAUGUCUGAGACCAUAAAGUGGCAAGACAAAUGUCCUCCGAUUGGCCAGCUUACCAGUACGUUGUGAUUGGCCUGAAUACAUCUGACGUCAGCCGGAAAAGUGACGCUCCUUACCAUAUAUAUCAGCAAUGCUGACAGAAAGAUGCACUUCACUGUGGCAUUAACGGCUCUGGUCUCGUGCUCAGUCUUUGCACGCGUCGAUUGUGAGUCGUACAGAUGCGUGGCUUUACCGUCUAAAGAUCUGAGGGUGAACUGCAGCUCAAGGGGCAUCAGGACAUUUCCUCAACUGCCCGCCAAUAUUACAGAGCUGUUACUUCAACAUAAUCUCCUGACUACAGUAAGAGCGGGACAUUUGGAUUCGCUCUACAACCUGCGGGUGCUUAACUUAUCCGACAACCCGUUCCACUGCGACUGCACGAUCCGCUAUCUGAGUCAAUGGCUGAAGAGAAAUAAAGUGAAGUCCUCUGCGAUGGCGGUGUGUGCCACACCUGACGAACUCAUCCACAGGCCUAUCGACAGACUGACAGAUGACGAUUUCUCAUCCUGCGCCUCUUCUGAGUGCCCUGGGUUGCUUUAUAACAGUGUCUUAUGCUUCAUAUUGUGUAUCCUCAUCGGCUUACUGCUGUGGUGCGUGCAACUAGCGAGAAACUCGACUUUUACACUGGGAAUUGAUGAGAGACACUCGGGACUGGAGGCUGAAUCUCUUCGAUCACUCAAACCCAAACAUCGAGCCAGGAUGAGACGCAGUAUCGGUGGUGAUGACAUGGACAAACCUUUACUGAACAUGGAGCUUCUUCCUCAGAUACUGGACGCCCUUAACAAACAGCACAACAUUAAGAUUAAAGUGCCAUGAUUAAACAAGUGCUCUGUAAAGUGGAUUUCUCUAACAAUGGAUUAAAAAGACUUCCUGAUUUUCCAGGGUUAAACAUCAUUGUUGAUUUACACUCGGAUAACAUUCCAAUCAACCAAUUUUAUUGUUUUUAUAAUCAUCAAAAUUAUUUAUUAUAAAGUAUUUGUUAGCAAUAAAUAAGCAUAAAACUCAUCAAUCUGAAAACACUCUUGAGUUUACACAAGUAACAACAAAUCAAUUCCAACAAAGUGGGAGGACAGGCACUCAUAACUCAUAAUCCAUAGCAAAAUAAGCCUGGAGAGAUGGAGAAGGUGGAUAAAGACAAUGGCAGGGGGAACUGAACUAUUACUUAAGUACAUCAAUGACAUGUGGAGUCCAACAGGGCUCUAUUCUUGCACCGCUUAUGUUUAAUUUGUAUAUGCUCCCUCCCACAUGGUCAAAUAAUAAAAAAGAACCAAAUUGCUUAACACAGCUAUGCAGAUGACACCCAGAUAUACUUAGCCCUGUCACCCAAUGACUACAGCCCCAUUGACUCUCUAUGUAAAUGCAUUAAUGAAAUUAAUUGUUGCAUGCGUCAAACUUCCUCCAGUUAAACAAAGGCAACACUGAGGUCAUUGUAUUUGGAAAUAAAGAUGAAACUCUCAAGGUUAACACAUACCUUAAUGGGGCGGUGAAUUUGUCGAUUUUAUUGUUUUAUACUGUUGUCUGAGGUCUACUUAUGAUGUUCGGGUGGUUUUUACAUUCAAAAACAUCAAAAACAAUAAGUAAUAGGCUAUUUUGUAACAUGGAUUAGUGGCUCUCUGGAGAAAAGCUUCGUUUGAAGGGGCAGGCCGCAUUGAAGACCUGGACGUAAACACCCACUGCUAUGAUUGGACGGCUUCAUUCCCCGUCAUUACAUGUGGGGGAAUGUUAUAAAAACAUUAAUGUGUGAAAAUAGCAGCCGAACACAUAUAUGUUUGAGCCCCAAAAGAUUCUGGGUGCUAAAGAUGAUACACAUAAAUGACAAUACGUAUAGUAAAGUAGAAACAAAACUUUAAACUCGACGUGACUAAAGUACCGUAUACAACACAGUAAACGCGCAUCAGAUUAUAAACUGCGGCUGAUAAGCUCUUAUCAAUAACUUUGUAUAUUUCUAUUGUGCUUGUGAGGUUGCUCUUAGAUACACGUAACGUUACAUACCACAGUUAUAUGAUAAAAAAAGCUUUGGUGAGUGUUUGACCGUUCAAACGCAACUUGCCUAAAUUAUACAACACAGUAAGCGGGCAUCAUAAUCUAAAUUGCGGCUGAUAAGUCCUUCCUUAUCACUACCUUUGCAUAUUUCUACCGUUAAAUUACAAUCGUAUUCUUAAGUGUUGCACCUUUAUUACUCGUUUAAUGUUUUUAGUAAAUUAAAACAGUCAAACAUACGUGUUUAGAUACGGAUGUUACAACAGGACAUAUCAAGCGAUCUCUUCUAACAAAGCAAUAGUGAAACGCAGUAACUUAAAUAAAGUAAAAUGUCUUACUUGCUGUGUCAUGUUCGUCAGAUCCAAUAUUAGUGGUGCUUUUAAUCACAGUCUCUCUGCAAAUCCAGCAUCGACUUGCUUCUUUAAAAGUGAAUCCGCACAGUACACAAGGUAAUCAAACACUCCCCACGCGAGCUGGAACUCUUCAAAAACAACCUUUAUCCACGCAUUCCUAAUGUUAUUUUCCGAGCCUCCGAAUUAAAGUAUUCAGCUUCUGCGUUGUUCCCACGCGGUUCUUCCACAACCCAAGACUUCGUCACCAUGGUAACUCUAUCAUAACAGAUCACCGCGUGAAAAUAAAAGUCUAUCAGAAAAAAUGUAUUUAAAAGUCAUUUUGAUUACAUUUGGCAAUCUUUAAAGACAUGUUUACUGAUUGAGACACACGUGGUGCUUCAAUUCUACUUUGAUGUCAUAUUUCUCCGAAUUCCACACUUGGUUGUAAAACUGGCUUGGUGCCAAAAACUGUUAUAUUUCAGUAGCACGGACGUUUUCAGUUCUAAAACAUGCAGGAUGUUCAUUUAACUAUGAUGACCUAUUAUAUAACAAAGUAUCAAGUUAAAAUUGAGUAUUUGAUUCACCGCUCCUUUAACUCUAGGGGUCUAAAGACACAAAAUAAAGUCAGAAAUCUUGGUGUAAUCUUAAGAGUCUGACCUUCAUUUCAUUAAUGAUGUGAAAGCAAUAAGCAAAUCAGCUUACUACCAUCUCAGAUAUAUUGCCAGAAUUAGUUGUUUUGUCUCAAGACAGGACUUAGAGAAACUUGUUCAUGGUUUCAUCACCAUCAGGGUGGAUUACUGCAAUGGACUUCUUACUGGGAUCCCCAUAAAGACCAUUAGACAGCUGCAGCUCAUACAAAACACUGCUGCCAGAAAUCACAAGAAACAAAAACCACAUCACUCCAAUCAGGUCCUUACACUGGCUUCCUGUUACAUUUAGAAUAGAUUUUAAAGUAUUGUUACUCGUUUAUAAAUCACUUCAUGGCUUAGGACCCAAAUACAUGACAGAUAUGCUAACUGAAUAUAAACCUAUUUUAUAUAAACAGAUUACUCAGAUCAUUAGGAUCCGGUCAGUUAGAAAUACCAAGGGUUCACUCAAAACAAGGUGCGUCAGCAUUUAGUUAGUAUGCCACCUCUAGCUGGAAUCAGCUUCCAGAAGAGAUCAGAUGUGCUUCAACAGUAAACAUUUUUAAAUCUAGAUUAAAAACACAUCUGUUUAACUCUGCAUUUACUGAAUG
Molecule: messenger RNA, 3993 nt
Organism: Paramisgurnus dabryanus
Lineage: Eukaryota; Metazoa; Chordata; Actinopteri; Cypriniformes; Cobitidae
Source: RefSeq, a predicted model, not a curated record